AUGGCUGGAGGAGCUAGUGGCCCCUCAGCUUACCCUUUGCUCUUCGCAAAGCGGACGAAGCUGAACCAGGAGGCGACGAUUUACUUCGCCAUCGCCCUGGCUUCUAUCAUGGGCCUCUUCAUCGUCUUCCAUCUUGGUCGUCGUGGUGCUUCAAAGGCCGGUCUUAAUACGAAGCUAUCUGGUCUGGCAAAGCCGUUCCUCUUUGUAUCACGAUCCAUCCGAAGAGUCACCGUCUACAAGUUUCCUGCCUUGCCAUCCACCGGCCACUUCGUUGUAGCUCUUAGCUACCUCGUAAUCAACAUCGCCCUGCUAUUCACUCACAUCGACGCCUCCGCUCUUCCCUAUCUCACGGUCAUUGCGGCUCGCGCAGGAUGGCUGUCCAUCGCCAACAUCGCCUUCGUGGUCUUCCUUAGCCUGAAGAACACUCCUCUCGGCUUCCUAACCGCUUGGUCUUACGAGAGGCUCAAUGUCUUGCACCAAAUCGCCGGAUACAUCACCAUGGUCCUUAUCAUUGUCCACGGUGCCACAUACUCCGCCUACUUCAUCGAGGCUGGUAACAUGGCACGCCUUCGUGUUGCUGAAGAAAUCUACGGCAUAGCCUCCGGGUUCACAUUCCUUUCUCUUGUGCUCGCCGGAGCCAUCGUACGAUUGUGGUACUAUGAGCUCUUCUACAUUCUUCACGUGUCCUUCUUCGCAAUUUCGAUGGUUCUCGUCGGCCUUCACCAGCCCGAACUUAGCAAGAAGAUCAUCAUCAUUACGGCUGUUGCUGCUGGUAUCUGGGUUGCGGACCGCGUUGUGAGAUUCAUUCGCGUCGUGCUCUACAGCUUCAACAACAACGCAACCGUCUACCCGCUCCCCCACGGUGGCACUCGCAUCAUCCUCAAGAAGGCCCCCGUUGGCGCAAGUUCUGGAGAACACUGCUUCCUAUGGGUUCCCAAGAUCCGCGCUCUGGAGAUGCACCCUUUCACCAUUGCCGCCAUGAACCCUCUCGAGUUUGUCAUCAACUCGUACGAUGGCUUCACCCGCGAGCUCCACGAAUACGCAGUCCAGAACCCCGGUGCAACCCUCAAGGCUUCCGUUGAGGGCUCCUAUGGAACGUUCCCCAACCCUUCCGAGUACAACAAGAUCGUACUCGUCGCUGGAGGUAGUGGAGCCAGCUUCACUGUUGGCACGGUCCUCAACCUGUUGAAGAAGGUCGCACAGGGAUCUAUGCCGAGUGUCACUUUUGUCUGGAUGGUCAAGGAUCCCGCUCGUCUCGAGUGGUUCGCCGGUCACCUUUCCACUAUUCGUCAGGCCCUCGGUGCUAACAUCCAACUCUACGUCACCCGCGCGCCUGGAAGUCAGGGCUCCUCCUCCCAGACUCCCGGCUCUUCCAAGGAGGAUCGAUCCCGCUCGGGCACCAUCUCGUCUGAGGCAUCGACGCCCUUCACCCCUUCAUCUGAGAAGUUCGAGACCACCAACGGCGUUCCUCAGCAGCCUCCUCGUAUCAACACUCGCGCUGUGUCCGACCCCGAGAAGUCCGGUUUUGAGUCUGAUGCCACAUCGCCUUCGUCUCCCACCAUCCAGCAGAACGGAGCUUUGAACAGCUUGGGCGGUAUCCCUGUUCACUACGGACGCCCCGACGUCGCCAAGAUCAUCCAGAAUGCUAUUGAUGAGACGCCCUCUGGCGAGCGAGUUCUCGUCAUGGGCUGUGGCCCUGAGAGCCUGAUGACGCAGGUCCGCAAUACGACUGCCAGGUGCAUCCGCACAUCUGGUCCAGCCGUGGAGCUUCACUGCGAGCAGUUUGGCUGGUAA
Messenger RNA from Colletotrichum abscissum, 1794 nucleotides. RefSeq names its product ferric reductase like transmembrane component. NCBI's taxonomy places the organism in Eukaryota, Fungi, Ascomycota, Sordariomycetes, Glomerellales, Glomerellaceae. Gene Ontology annotation, cellular component: plasma membrane. The coding region runs from base 1 to 1794 and encodes 597 amino acids. Gene Ontology annotation, molecular function: ferric-chelate reductase activity. The transcript has 4 exons. The record is from RefSeq and is a predicted model, not a curated record. Gene Ontology annotation, biological process: iron ion transport; intracellular iron ion homeostasis; copper ion import.